CCCGCCGGCGCCCACGAGAGACGCGAACACGUGAUCGGGACCGCAGGUUCUACUAGGGUCGCGUCGACGUCAGGCCUAUCCUCCGCCAAAUCCAGGGUAUCCUGGUUAUCCUCCACCGUCUGGAUUAGAGUAGUGGGUACCCCCGCAGCAGUCUUCUCCAUGGGCUCCAGGAGGAGGCCCUGCUCCCUACCCCUCCCAGCCACCGUCCAUGCAACACCCGGAGGAGGAGGCACGUGAGUUUUCAACUCGCAUUAGAUUUUACCGCUUUCC
Messenger RNA from Geodia barretti, 270 nucleotides. NCBI's taxonomy places the organism in Eukaryota, Metazoa, Porifera, Demospongiae, Tetractinellida, Geodiidae. The record is from the annotation of a GenBank genome assembly.